This is a messenger RNA of Mirounga angustirostris (Northern elephant seal), 5101 nucleotides long. It is a transcript of the gene SHISA9, whose product is annotated as shisa family member 9. Gene Ontology annotation, cellular component: AMPA glutamate receptor complex; dendritic spine membrane; postsynaptic density. Lineage: Eukaryota; Metazoa; Chordata; Mammalia; Carnivora; Phocidae. Gene Ontology annotation, biological process: regulation of AMPA receptor activity; regulation of short-term neuronal synaptic plasticity. Bases 259 to 1608 code for a protein of 449 amino acids. The transcript is spliced from 4 exons. The record is from RefSeq and is a predicted model, not a curated record.
GGGCGCGGGGCGGCUAGUCCGGAGCCGCCGGCGGAGGGGAAGCGCGAAGAGACCGACUCUUCCCUGCUCGCCAGCCCCCGCCUCUCCCCGUAGCCGGCCGGACCUGCACCCGGCGCUUGCCCCCGCUCAUCCUCCCCCCGCCCGGCCAGGCGCGCUCCUCCCCGGCCGGCCCCUCGGCGCGCGGCGCGCUGGAGGCGAAAGCGGGCUGAGCCGAGCGCAGUGGCCGCCGACCACCGAGCGCCCCGCGCCGCUCCCUGCAUGUGCGGCCCGCGGCGGCUCGCAGCCCCCGGCAGCAGCCUCGGCAGCUUCGGCCGCGCCUCGAGAGGUGGCUGCAGCGGCUCCAGCGGCGGCCGAGCGGCCGAGCCCGGGCUGGGAGACACGAUGCGCCGCGUCCUCCGGCUGCUCCUCGGCUGCUUCCUCACCGAGCUGUGCGCCCGCGUGUGCCGGGCGCAGGAGCGAGCGGGGCACGGGCAGCUGGCGCAGCUGGGCGGCGUGGUAGUGCUGGCGGGGGGCAACCGCUCCGGGGCCGCCUCCGGAGAGGCCGGCGAGGGCGCGGGGGUCUCGGACGCUCCGCCGACCCGGGCGCCCACGCCGGACUUCUGCAGGGGCUACUUCGAUGUCAUGGGCCAGUGGGACCCGCCGUUCAACUGCAGCUCGGGCGACUUCAUCUUCUGCUGCGGGACUUGUGGCUUCCGGUUCUGCUGCACGUUUAAGAAGCGGCGACUGAACCAGAGCACCUGCACCAACUACGACACUCCUCUGUGGCUCAACACCGGCAAGCCCCCCGCGCGCAAGGACGACCCCCUGCACGACCCCACCAAGGACAAGACCAACCUGAUCGUUUACAUCAUCUGCGGGGUGGUGGCCGUCAUGGUGCUUGUAGGCAUCUUCACCAAGCUGGGGCUGGAGAAAGCGCACCGACCCCAAAGGGAACACAUGUCCAGGGCCCUUGCAGAUGUCAUGAGCCCACAGGGCCACUGCAACACUGACCACAUGGAGAGGGACCUCAACAUUGUGGUUCAUGUCCAGCAUUAUGAAAACAUGGAUACCAGAACCCCCAUAAAUAAUCUUCACACGACCCAGAUGAACAACGCAGUGCCCACCUCCCCUUUGCUCCAGCAGAUGGGCCAUCCACAUUCGUACCCUAGCCUGGGCCAGAUCUCCAACCCCUACGAACAGCAGCUGCCGGGCAAAGAGCUCAACAAGUACGCCUCCUUGAAGGCAGUCGCCGACAAGGUCAAUGAUGACUUCUCCUCCAAGCGACGGCACCUGGCCGAGCUGGCGGCCAAGGGGAACCUCCCUUUGCACCCGGUAAGAGUAGAGGAUGAGCCGCGGGCCUUCAGCCCCGAGCAUGGCCCUGCCAAGCAGAAUGGACAGAAGUCCCGCACCAACAAGAUGCCCCCACAUCCCCUGGCCUACAACUCCACCACCAACUUCAAGGGCUGGGACCCCAACGAGCAUUCCCUCCGGCGGCAGGCUUACGGUAACAAGGGCAAGCUUGGCGCAGCUGAGUCGGGCUCCAGCGACCCCUUGGGGACUCGCACCCAGCACUACCCACCCCCACAGCCAUACUUCAUCACCAACAGCAAAACAGAAGUGACUGUCUGAGCUUUCACUACAGGGAGCAUCCUGGAGACCAUACUCAACUGAGAGAGGCAAAAAAUAUCCCUGGCCCACACCCUCCCUGUCCUCCCCGACCUGCUCCCCCACACCCUGACUCCCCUUACCAACCGACGAGAAACCUGCUGGUGACGCGGAACUACGCUUUUCUUGGGUCAUGCCUAACACGUGUCAGCGAGCAGCUGAGCAAGACGGAAGCAGGGACGUUCAGCAAUACAGCAAAGGGGAAACUGAGGCACGGCUCUUUCAACUUCAGGCCCAAGGUGGCCAACUCACACGCCCACACCAUGGGGCUGAUUUUUUCUUUUCCUCCUGACUUAAAACUGAAAUCCAUGACGAAAAAUUAAAAGUAGCACAACUUAGAGAAAUCGUCCACUUGAGCACAUUUGCCAUUUACCAUGUGCUGUCUGUUUCGGGGUGAAAGAGCCAGGUUGGGGCCGGGGGAGCCUGAGAGUGGACACGAGAGAAGAGUGUACGUAAGAAGAGGAGUCAUUUGGGUAGGAAGCUGUGUGCAUUGUAAGUGUUUUCUAAUCCCAAGAAGUAGUGACGUGGACACACAAUUUUGACAAGCGUGAGACAGUAGUUGGACCCCAACCAUUCUAUUUAUAGUACUUUUCAUAUCGUCAAUGUUGGAAGCAAAAAAAAAAAAAAAAACAACACACACUCAAACUCACAAAAAAUAAAUAGACCCUGAACCCACCAGCAGUGAUGAGAAAGAAAGAGCAUUUUAGAGAAGUCCCGUAAAGACCAUGAUCAUGGACAUGGGAAAGGAUAAGUAGGCUUUUACGGCAGGGAGAGAGGGUCCAGAGAGUGUUAAAUAACUUUUUUUCUUUAAAAAAAAAAAGAUAAAUGAUCACAAGCCCACUACAAAACAGACAAAAACAGCAAAUCCAUUUUUGUCCAGAAUCCUCAAGACUUAGGAAAUGAACAAUGACAUCAGAACAAAAGAAAAAAUAUUCACAGUUGAAAAGUCGACAAGAGAUGAGAAGGGGACCCCGCAUUUCCCGCCUUGCCUCCGAGACAAGAAACAGACACAGAAACCAGUCCUCUAUUACCCGUCUCUCCCUGACCCCCCUCAGCCCGUUGCCGCCGCCGCUGCCAAAUUUCAACUGCUUUGGACUGAAAAUGUCAUAAGCGUGGGUGGUGCCUUCAAUGUGUUACUGUUUAAUGACAGUCUUGUUUCCCAAGUGCAACGUGUGUUCUCUUGGUCACCCUCCGUCCUGUUUCCUGAAGUCAGAGAUGUUCCUCUCCUCCCCCUUUGUUGGUGAGCCCGCCCAUCACACAUUCUGAGGGGGCUGCUACAAUGUCAGGGGUACCUAAAGACGAAGACCUCCCUACUUCCCACCCUGUCACUCCCAGUCCUACUGUUAUCUGGCUCCCCGAGACCUCUGGGUCUCGUAAUUCCCACGACCCUCCAAGCCACCUCCCCAGAUACUUCGACGGAUUCAUCUCCCACCCAGAAUUCCCAAUCUGAACCAAUUCAGAGUGGUUCUCACAGCCAGUGGCCCUUGGGCAUCCCGAUGAAGACUGUUUCCCUGCUCCUCCUAUUUAUUUCGUGGAAGCCCAAAGAGGAGAGUGCAGAGAGAAGAGAUUUUGAUUUUAGGUGAGAGGCUUUCAACCAGUCCCUAACCGCCUUCGCCAAUGCACGGGAAUCUCUGAGAGACCCAGUGUUCUUCUGGUGUCAGAAGCUGCACGUGGUGGUCCAAGAAGAUCCAGAGCAUUCCCUGGGAUGCCCAAGGGCAGCGUUCUGCCUCAGCUGUCUCUCACCUCCAACAUCAUGGAAGCCGGGAAAUCAGGGGCUUAUUCUCCUUUUCAUUCCUGGCCCCUCUGGGGAACAUUGACAAUGCCUGUUAUCUCUCUGGGCCUUAGUCUCCCAUCUGAAACGAAGGGAAUUGGGGCUAGAUCGAGCAACACCUCCGCCCAUUUUUAAAAAUGCCCCUGUGCACAGAAGGCACCAAUAGAAGAUCCUCGUUUAUAAGGUGGCUCUGCGCUGGACAAAGCAGGGUUGGUGGGGGGCCAGGGCGGAGAUAGAGUGCCCAUUUUCUCAGCCUCUUUGCUGGGAUCCCAGCACUCCCCGGAGUGGGGUAAACACCGCCCAGCUCGGUCAAUGUUUCCGUGAUGUUAAAUUAUCCCUGUACUGCAACCUGCUUUUGGCAUCUCCGUGUAUCACCAUCAAAAUAUUCGUAGCUAAAUCAAUUCACUCUUAAUACUUUGAACUUUUAGAAGGAAAACUUCUUUUCGUCAUUACAAAUAGAAAAGCAGUAUCAAUCAGUCACCCUAAAUAGAAAGUAAGUGUAAAGAUAAGGAUGAAGGCAGCAAAGCAGCAAUUGUUCUAGCUAGAUACUGUUGCUUGUGGAAGGGUCUGAACUUAGAGCCCUGCAUUUGCUAGAUUGCACUUGCUCUCUCUCUCUCUCUCUUCCCCGCUUCCCUUCUGUCAUUCCCCUCUCUCCCUUUUCCUUUAUUAAAAUGAUUGGCAGAUGCUAAAGAGCUGUUAAAGAUAUACCAGCACCCAGUGGAGACUUUGCACUCCAAGGGACUCCAUCGGACGGACAAAAUGAAAAGGAACCCACUCCCCUCUGUGACUCGGUGUUAACCAGUGCUAUAUCCACGUGCUACUACAAAUCAUUUUGCAUUUGCUAGUGAUGCACAGCGCCUAUUUCAGGAAAUACUGGGUCUGCUUCUCCGUGAGGUUCCCUUCAGCUCCAAAGGUCUGUGAGUCUUGUUUCCCUUUUAGCUCAUCUUGCCCCUUGUCCUCAGUUUACUUCAUCUGACCUUUUAUCCCAACGCUGAUGAAGGAGCUUUCUUGAUCUCUGAAUCUACAGAAUUUUUUCCCCCUCCGUGUUCCUUCUCUUCUGAGUAAACUUCAUCCAGUGAGUUUCGUUAGUUGGGGCGGCGGGGGACAGUUUGGGCAGGAAGGUUGCGGCGUGGUCAGUAUGAUGAGGCAGGAUGAUGGCCUAGAACAUUCCUUUUCUGUCUCAUUAUCUUCUAGUUGGCUUUGCAAACUGGGACCAGGGUGGUAGGGGUUGGAUAGGGAGGGUGGUUGGAAUACUGAUGGAUCUGUGGCUGCCACGUAUCGACAAGAAUCUUGUGGCUACAGUGAGGAGCUUAGAAGAGAGAAACCCGAACAAAGUAGAGAGGAAGUUCCUCCCCCUCCCGGGCCCUGGCACUAGCCUCUACUUCUUGCCUUUAGCUAUCCCCGACUUCCAACCCAAUGGGACCAGAGUCUGACUUCCCUUCACCCUCCCAGAGCAUCUCAGCCUCCAUCCGCCUUGGGCUCUGCCUGGCACCCCAUCUCACUCCUCCCACCUCCCCAGUUUUCCGUGUAAAUGGAGCAUAUUUUAUGUGCGAAUAUUUUAGUAACCGUAUGUUCUGCAAGUAAACCUGUGUUAAUACUUGUCAACAAUUGCAGAGUUUAUGAUACCAAUAAUACUUCCUACAAUGAAGAAAAAAAAGACGUUUGUUUUCUAAAAAUGUUUAUUUG